UAAAUGUGAGUGAUACACGUUUUUCAAACAAAAUAAAGACCACAGGUUUCUGGGUAAAAAAAUCUUUUGUAAAAACCUUGCGGUAUUGUGAGUUUGUGAUUGGUAUAUCUAGGCAACAGGAAGAGAACAAUGCUUGAAAAACUACGAAAAACCACUGAUUAGUGUGAAAAACGCGUUGUCAUAGUGCGGGCUCAAGAAAGACAAUGGUCAGCAGUGACUUUGCAAAAUUUAAUUUAUGUACGAAAAUUUCAACAAAAAUUUUCAAGUAGAAUACUAGAACUUGAUUGUACUGAGCGUUUAGUAAACAUGUUUCGGCUGUUUGAAGGAUCAAAUUCAAGUGAAUAAAUUCAGAGGCGUCCAAAUUGAUUGUGAGGACAAUCUGGUUUACGCAGACAGAGAAAGCCAGAAAGGUAUAUAUAUAUAUAUUGAUGGUUCGAGUAUUUGAAUGAUGAAUCAAAGUCUCUGGGCAUCGUUCAUGAUUAUCUCUGCCCUGUCUUCAACGUCAUCGCUGACAAUCUCAUUCAAUGAAACAGUGGUGGAAGUGGAAGAAAGGGAUUUCGAUGAAGUGAUUUUGAAUAUCGACAGUAGCUCAUUGACCAAAAGCAGGAUUUCCUUUAGAUGCACGAUACUGAACUCUACAGCUGACUUCCACAAUCCUCAAGUGCAAACUGCAGAAAUCCAGAAGGAUCAGAGAUCGUCUAGAUGUCAAUUUUUUGUCCGUGAUGACUCCAUACCAGAAGGUGAUGAAAAAUUUUACGUCCAACUGAAGAUACUAUCAGGAAAUGCAACGAUUGGUGUUGGAAUGUCUCUCAUCAAGAUUUUAGCUAAUGAUGAUGGUAACGGAGUGUUAGGUUUUGACAUGCCCAACGGUUUACGUGUUCAAGAACCACUUGCGUCUUCUUCAUUUGAUCGAAUGGCGAAAUUACAAAUAAGAAGAAGCGUUGGUGCAUUUGGACAAAUUACAGUCCAGUGGAAUGCCACAUCUUUGACAGCGGCAAACGAUAUUCAUCCUUUGUCUGGUUCAUUGAUUUUCAAAGAUGGAAUCAGUGUUGGCCACGCUGUGUUUUAUGUUCGUCAUGACAUGAAAACAGAAAAGGAUGAGUUUAUUAAUUUUGAAUUGACGUCAGUAUCAGGUGGCGCUCGUUUAAACAUGACUCUUGCAAAGACCACAGUCACAAUUCUAGCGAACGACAUUCCUGUCAGAUUUGCUCUAGGACAUAUAACCAUUCCUGAGAAUCAAACAUACGUUGAGUUGUGGGUGUAUAAAGGUCUGGACCAGAGUGGUACCAAUACGAUAGCAUCUGUCACACGUACCAGUAAUGUAUCGUGGUACCUACAAUCAGGUAGUGCCGUCGCUGGCCAGGACUUUACACACGGUCGGGGAUUAGUGAUGUUUCAUCCUGGGCAGACUAGGGCUAGAAUUAAUGUUACCAUCAUUAAUGACAACGUACCAGAGACAUCAGAAAAUUUUACCGUACGUCUGACCAAUCAGAGCGCAGAUCUAAGUUUAGUAUUCCCAUACGUGUGUACCAUACAGAUACAGAAAAAUGACGACUAUGCAGGUGUAUUUGUGAUAGUGCGUGAUGAUAUGAAAAACCUUACAUUAGAUGAAGAUGGAACAAGAAAUAGUCUUGUGUUGACGAUAUAUAGAAAUGCUGGUACUCAUGGUUUGGUCAACGUUUCAUGGCUGUUGCAUGCCACCGUUGACGAUCUAGCUCAGCAAAUCUCACCUUUAAAUGGUACGGUGACUUUUUUUGAUGGCGAGCGAACAAAGAUGGUGGUCGUUAAUGUAACUGAUGACGUGAUACCUGAAACGGCCUUUUCGUUUAUUUUUGAACUCAAGUCGGUCACCAAUGGAAGAGUUACAAAUGAUCCGUCUUUCAGAUUCGUGAGGGUGAUUGUGAGGGAUAGUGACGAUGUUUAUGGGCUAUUUCAAAUCGCAAACGAUACUUUCCUCAAUAUGACAAAUGUUUCUCGUACAAUUAGCUUCACAAUAUCACGAACGAGGGGUGAAUUUGGUGACGUCUCUGUUGCUUAUCUGAUAACAUAUUAUACAAGUGAUGGCAGAAACGAGACCAGCAACGUUGGCAUUAAAAAUCACGACGUUGUAACUCUUAAGUCGUAUGAACGCAAUGCGUCGUUUACUUUGGUGAUUUCAAAGGACGGAUUUAUUGAAGCCAAUUCUGUAUUUCAGAUAACUUUAACUUCGCUCAAAUUGAUAAAUCCUGACAACUUACUAGUUCAACCAAAGUCCCCUCGUUUGGGCCCACGCUCUACCGUACGCCUUACAGUUCAUGCGCAGUUCGCGGAUGGCGAGAUUGGAUUUAAGUCAACCAUGAUGUCAGUGAAUGAACCGGAGAAUGGUCAGACUAUCAUCACUCUUCCUGUUGUAAGAGAUGGUACACUUCAUAGAGCUUCAUUAUCCUGGAGUAUUAUUGGAGCAGACUCGGGUGAUGACGUAUUACCGACCAGUGGAAGUCUAGUAUUUGAAAAAGGGGAGAAUUUAGUCCAUAUCACUCUUAAUAUUCUUGCCGAUGAUGAACCGGAACUGGACGAAGUUUUCGCAAUUCGCCUUGUCAAUGUUUCCCAGUCGAAUCAGAGAUUACAGGAGAGCUCGUCGGAACUAAUUUUGACCAUAAACAGAAAUGACUUUGCUGAAGGAAUAUUCGAAAUUGCUGCAGUCAAACCUGUGGAGCUUUUUGAAGUUGCUAACAACGAAGUGGAAGUCACUGUUGUUCGGCUUCGUGGUAAUUUGGAUAAACGCUUGGUUAAAAUUCAAGCGUCAGGUGAUUUGGUUCUUUUGCCUAAAGAAGUCAUAAAACUUUUGAAUACCAACGUCUCUUAUCAAUUUUUAGAUACAGCAGAGUUUGAAUCUGGAGAAGGAGUGUUAAUUUUUGAGCCAAACGGUGUUACGCGAAAAACGAAAAUAUUUUAUGUGAAAGAUGACAAUGUCCCAGAGCCAAACAAGACUAUAACAUUUACGCUUUUGCCAUAUGGUCCUCAAAAACAGCAAGGCAUUCUGGGUAAUAUCACACAAGUUAAUGUAACAAUCCUAGCGAAUGACGACGCGAAUGGGAUUAUUGUCUUCGCCAAUACAUCGCUCUAUAUUGUGGAGAGUAAAGGAGAUGACAGGAGAUCAACAAGGUUUGUUCUUGAACGACAGCGUGGUCGUUUUGGUGACAUCAUUGUUUGGUGGAGUAUUACACCGCGUGCAAAUGCAUCUUGGGAUAUUUCUCCGACUUCUGGAAACGUUUCAUUUGGUGACCGUGCAAAAUAUGCGUUCUUUGAAAUCGUUUCCUUACCUGACGAGAUUCCUGAACCUGAUGAAAACUUCACCAUUGCGCUAACAAAAAGUGAAGGUGGUUCGAGACUUGGGAAGCCAAGAGAAGCCCAACUAACUGUCUUGAGGAAUGAUGACGCAAUCCAUUUUGCACCCCCGACUUCAGUUAAGGUCUUGGAGGGUGGAAAUGCUACAUUUAGGGUGAUUCGACUUGGUCGAACAAGUGAAUUAAUCUCAGUGAACUAUACAAUAGUUGACGAUACUGCCAUGGCAAUUGACAAUGAUUAUGACCACAGAAACCGACAGAUUUUUUUUGCCCGAGGCGAGACACAGAAGUACAUAAAGAUAUUCAUUCCUGAUGAUAACCGCCCGGAACCUGAUGAAAAUUUCACUGUCGUGCUUACGUCAUCUACUGGAGAUACGUCCAUUUAUGGCAAUGUGGUGGCUGUGGUGACGAUAUUAGCCAAUGACGAUGCGCAUGGGAUAUUUCAUUUUGAUCCAAGAAAUGAUUUGAAUAAAACUACAAAAGAAGGACAAGACGCAAGAUUCAGGGUGAAAAGAGACCGUGGCUCCUUCGGACGCGUUUCUGUUUUCUGGCAAAUUUACCAAGUAUAUCGUAACGGCUCCCUUCGUGCUUUGAUUUCUGAAGAUUUUGACCAAACCUCGGGGACCCUGGUGUUUGGAGAACGUGAGAAUAGCAAGGAUUUAGUACUAAGUAUAUCAUCUGAUAAUAUGGCCGAGUACGAGGAAUCUUUUGAAGUUGUCUUGGAAAAUGUAACGGGUGGUUCACUCUCGUCACCCCCUCGGCUUUCAUCGAACUACACUCGCGCCUUCAUUAAUAUUCCAACCAAUGACAAUCCUUAUGGACUUUUUGUCUUUGCACCUUCAUCUCGAGACGUGAAAGUUGCUGAAGAUAGGUUACCUGGACGCGAAUUUCAGGCAACUGCUAACCUGACUGUAGCCCGAACGCGCGGACUGGACAGAGAUGUUGGAGUCUCUUGGUGCAUUUAUAAAGCUAAUGGCGUAGCUAAUCUAGGAGAAAUUUGGGAUAUCGUGUUUUUGAGCGACAGCAGAAGAGCAAGAAUUGUGGAUGAUAGUGAAAUAAAGAGACCAAACACUGGGAGUUUUGCAUUGGAAUUUACCCCAAGCAAUGUGCCUGGUUGCGGCCGAAAUCUCACCGGAAUGGUACGAUUCUUUCAAAAGUUCUUCCGUCAGGAGACGUCGCAUUUCGUCUUCUCAAAAACGUUUCUGCAAGUCCAAGAACGGUUCGUGUUAGAGAAACACCCGCCACAUGUAGUAAGUCGAAUCAAAUUGUCUUUAAUAUUGCAGAUACCAUUUCCAAACGGUUCAAACAUCCUUGAUGGUAGCUGGCAUAAUGUAAUGGUCGCGCUCUCCAGUCAAACAAGAAUCUCGUUUUACUAUAAUGGAAGGUCUAUUGGAUCAAGUUCUUUCCAGUUCAGCAGCGCCAUGGGUGACAAGAAAAGUUCUCUCUAUCUUGGAGCAACAAAACCCAAAGUGGAUCAUUAUGAUGGCUUGUUGCAAGACGUGAAAAUCUUCACAAAAUUUCUUCAACAAAGUGAGGUGAGCGUCAUUGCCACUCCCGUGUCUGACAUUCUUCCCAUUAAUGGAUAUCUUUACUACCCACAAAGCAUUGCGUUUCGUUUCAUUAACUUAACGACAGUGGAUAACUCUCGGGCGGAGGAUGAAAGAUCUUAUUCGGUCAUUUUGGUCAGCGGUCUAGGAGGUGCUGAUGUAGACGAUUCAAGCAAAUCUAAAGCUUUUGUUAAAAGCGACAAUGCAAAUGGUCUUUUUAUGUUUGAAACUGGCCAAUCAUUGGCGAGAACGGUAUCUGAAAGCGUUGGGAAUAUGUCAUUUAGAGUUGAAAGAACUCUGGGCUUUCUUGGUACGGUUGAUGUUUCUUGGAGGAUUUUUAAUGAAAACGGAUCUUUUGCUUCAGACGACUUCGUGCAUUCUUCUGGUUUAUUGACGUUUGUUGACAAUGAAAAGGUCAAGGAUCUUACUAUUUCUGUUGUAAACGAUAAUAUGCCUGAAUUACUUGAAAGAUUUCAACUACGUUUAAUUUCGGCCCAGUCAAAUGACGGCAAAGACGAGAGUACAGCAACAAGCGGUGCUAGCGUCAGCUUUAACUUCUUCGUAGCGAACAUAACCAUAACCGAAAACGAUUCCCCCUAUGGCUUGUUGCAGUUUGCCAGCGAAAUGCCAGUCUCUCGGGAAAAUAUAUCAGAGCUAAAUCAUGUAUUCAAAAUGAAUGUGCGCGAAAGUAUUGGGACGUUUAAAUUGUUCAUUGUCAGAGCCCAAGGAAUGUUAGGAAACAUAAGAUGCUCAUGGAAGCUACAACCAUUGACUGCCAUCGCUAAUAGAGAUUACCGUGAUGAUGCGGAUACUUUCUCACUAAACGCAGGAGUUCUGAGCACAAGUAUUGAUCUUACCAUUAUUGAUAAUAAUAAUCCAGAGCUCGACAAGACUUUUCAAGUCGAGCUGUAUGAUCCCAAAAAUGGAGGUAUGGAAAAAAUACUUCGCGUCUUCUUUCUUCGAUUAAACGCCAUGGAAGGUGAAACGAUUCGUCUUGAAUUGCAUAGAUCACGUGGUAGUUUGGGAGAUAUUCUUAUUGGUUGGGAAAUCGAUGACCCCGGAGUCGACUGGUUGAACAGAAGUGGCUUCGUCUCAAUGAAAGAUGGUGACAUUAAGGCAACGUUCGUUAUUGUUCCUAAAAAUGAUAAGAUUCCAGAACUUGAGAGAUGCUAUACUGUGCGACUUGUCAAUGUGACCCGUGGUCGUCUUUCUUCUCGUGGUGUUGUUUCAAACAUAACAAUUGUGGCAAACGACGACCCCUAUGGAGUAUUUGAAUUUGAGCCCAGUGUUCUUGCUGUCAGAGAAGCCACGCGUAAUAUCACUCUGCGUGUUGUGCGACACCAAGGUACUCUGGGUAGUGUGCGUGUAAAUUAUACAAGUCGCAUCAGUCACGUCUGGAGGACUGGAGAUAACAGAGCGUCAGACAAGGAAGAUUUUAUCCACGUUGAUGGCUUUCUUCAGUUUGUGCCCAACCAAACUUUGGAAACUUUUAUGAUACAGAUAUUAGACGAUGUAAAACCAGAGGAGAACGAAACGGUUGUCGUCAAUUUGACGUCAGCACUGCUAUUUACCAAUCAACAUUCAGGAGGAAGGGCUGCUUUUCCUAGAAUUGGCUCUCAGAGGCUAAUGCAUGUUAUCAUCCUUCGUAAUGACAAUGCCAGUGGUACGCUGCAACUUUCCUCCAAUGCCGUUGAUGUGAAAGAAGACACGAAACAAGGAUAUCUGAACAUUGUUCGAAAGGCUGGAUCAUUUGGCGAGAUCAGUGUCGGCAUUGUGGUUACUCCAAUUAGCGCCACUCCUGGUGAAGAUUACGUCAUUAAUGCCACUAGAGUUACUUUAUUAAGUGGUCAACGAACUGCUGCCGUACCAAUAUCUAUCGUCGAUGAUGGUCUACCUGAGUUUGAUGAAACUUUUAGCGUUCGUCUCAUCACCUCCAUUGGUGGUGUGAUCAUUGUUGAUCCUUCACAAUGUUUUGUUACUAUUGAAGAAAAUGAUUACCCUUAUGGAUUAAUAGGGUUUGAUGACUCAUCAUUGAGCCACGUAGUGACCGAACCAUUGAAUGGCAGCAAAAUCGUCAGACUUCUUGUAGUACGAGAAUACGGAACUGUAGGAGUCGUGAGGUUCAAUUGGAACGUCACACUCUUUGGGAUACCUGCUUCAAAUGAAGUACUGGUGACAAAUGACAGCGGGCUCAUACCACCUGGCGAGAAUCAGACGUUUGUGGAUGUCAUAGUUUUGGCUGACAACGUUCCAGAAAUUGAUGAAGUUCUCUCUGUAUCAUUGAGUAUGAAGCAAAGCAAAGCUGAACUUGAUCCUAUGCGUCGUGUGGCGAAUAUAACCAUCCUUGUGAACGACGAAGCCUAUGGUGUAAUAGAAUUCUUAAAAGACAAUUACAUUGCUCACGAAAAUGAUCACAAUACCACGAUUCAUAUACCUGUCGCACGAAAACGUGGCAGACAUGGGGAAGUUAGAGUUUAUUACAGUACUCUGCCCGAUCCUUCUUCAUCGUCCGCUAUAUCCCACAUUGAUUAUAUCCCACGCAUCAAUGCGAGCAUUAAUAUCUCUGAUGAUGUCAACAUGUCAUUGAUUGAUGUCGUCAUUGUGGGUGAUUUGCUUCCCGAGUUCACCAAGUACUUUACCAUCAAGUUGGAGCACGUUGAACUUGUUAAAUCUGGAGUGUCACUCGAUUCGCCACGUAUUGGUCAUCGAUCCAGUACUAAUGUAACCAUCAUUGAUGAUGACCACGUUUAUGGUUUAUUUAAAGUAUUUGGGGAACAAAGCCAAAGUGUCUUGCUCGUAAAUGAAACUGAUAAACUUCCUGUUAGUUUAGUGAUUCAAAGAGAAGGCGGAAGAUCUGGUAGGGUAUCAGUGAAGACAACAAUAUCGCCUUUAAGUACGGCCAUGCAAAAUAAAGAUUACAGAGUCAGCGAAGUGACAUUAACCUUCCAAACUGGAGAGUACGAAAAGUUUCUUACACUGACCAUUUUUGGUGAUGAUAUUCCCGAACUUGAUGAGAGGAUCAUCAUAAAACUUGUUGAUCCCACUGGUGGUGCAGCUAUUGAGCAAGGCACCGGAAACAACGUGACGGUGGUCAUCUUAGCAAAUGAUGUAGUUGCAGGAUAUGUCGGAUUUAGUGAUAUCUCACGCGCAGUCGUUGUCAAAGAGGGUGAGAUCGUUAAUUUGGGCGUCGUUCGAACUUUUUCCAAUGCUGGCAGUGUUUCUGUUGAUUGGCUCAUUCGUGGAAAAAAUGUUUCAAGGGACUUUAAUAUUACAUCUGGAACGGUUAUAUUUCAUGAGGGACAAAAUUCUACAAACAUACAAUUUCAAGUUCUUGCCGACAAAAGCUCUGAAAUUAAGGAGCUGUUUGAAGUGAUAUUAUUCAAUCCACGAACAUCCGGAGUGUCGUUCACUGGAGCUGCGCAGAUCAACAUACACACGUCAUCUGCCACUAUCACUAUAGCAGCCAGUGAUGAGCCUCAUGGCGUGUUUGAAUUUCAGCGUGAUUCACGUGAUAUUACGGUAAAGGAAGGCGAUGGAAUAAGAGUGCUUUCUGUUGAGAGAUUAUUUGGGAAUAUUGGUAAAGUCCGAGUGUUUUACAAAAUUUUCAAUGGCAAUCGUUCUUCUUUAUCUUCAAAUGAAAUGUUUGCUUCUCCUGGUGAAGACGUCUUGUUCAACACAACUUCAAUACUCAUCGAGAAUGGAGUCAGCAUCGGGAGGAUUCCCAUUUUCAUCAACGACGAUGGUUCCGCAGAAUUAGAUGAGUUUUUCAUGGUCAAUUUGACGAACGUUGAGCUUUUUAAUGACACAUCUCAAAAGAGUAUCAACGAAACCUUUAUGCCUCCACGUCUUGGUCGAUACUUGACUUCUCAAGUGAAAAUUCAGGCGAACGAUGGUCCACAGGGAAUAUUAGUGUUUUCACCAUCAAGGAUUAGUUCGCCAGAAAACAUAACUGUGUUUAACGUUACCGUUUGGCGAAAGCAAGGACUAUAUGGUGAUAUCGAAGUGAAUUAUUUCAUUAGAAAGGAAAACAUCGGAGAAGAAGAUUUCCGUGUUUAUGAUAAUCUUCAAAUUGGCGGAGAGGGAACUUUGAAAUUUUUCAAAGGUCAACGAACACAGAAUAUCACAGUUUUUGUUAACGACGACAUUAUUCCCGAAGUGAACGAAACAUUUCAGAUUGUGCUAAAAUCACCCACAGGUGGGGCAUUGUUAGGUAAAGACUCUAUCGCUCACGUGACGAUUCUCGUGAACGACGCUGGUAAUGGAUUGUUUAGGUUCAGUGAUGAAUCUCUUAUGUUGACUGUGGAUGAACCGGGAAGUCGACAUGUUGGUUCAACACGCGCAACUUUUACGUUAGUGCGUGAUAACGGGACAUUGGGGGAUGUUGUGGUGGGUUGGAGGAUUGAUAAUUCCUCUGCCCGUGAUGAUUUUCAAUCAGCCAAUGGCUCGGUAUUGUUCAAAGACGGCGAGACUAGAAAAUCGUUCAUUGUUGAGACUGUAGUUGACACAACACCCGAGAAAAAAGAAAGGUUCUUGAUAGUUUUGUCCAUCUUACAAGGUGGCGGUGAAUUACACUCUCCUAGUGUUGCUUGGUUGGCUGUUACAGAGAACGAUGAACCUUACGGUGAACUGGAGUUUGCCUUCACAUCAAAAACAUUGAAUAUUGAGGAAAGCGUGGGUUUUACUGAAAUAAAGGUUGCCCGUCGCAAAGGGACAUACGACAGGGUGACGGUUGAUUAUCACACCGUUACAAAUAAUGCUAAUGAUUUGAACGGUUCCAUCAUGAAGUUUGCAGUUUUUCAGAGUUUUCGUGGCCUACGAGCACGUUUGUCGCAUUCAUUUUCCGCUUUUGGUCAACAAUACUUGCUCAUCGGCACUGAUGGAAUGAACGGCUCUGGACUUUAUCAAUGGCAAGGUGUUUUCACCCCUAUAACGGACAUUCAAACGGACAAUGUCUCCUGUUUUGAAACAUUUGCUGUUAACGGGAGUGUGUUCAUUGCUGUGGCCAAUUAUGGAACAAAACAGUUCGCAGUCAACUCCAUCAUAUACAAAAUGUUUGAAAAUGGAAGUUUGUCUCUGUAUCAGCGUAUUGCAACGCAGGCUGCUACAAACGUGAAAUUUUUCAGACCUCAAGGAACGAGAGAUGGUUAUCUUGUAAUAGCAAACAUGAUGGAUGAUUUUGGAAACACUGCUAUAGCUUCCAAGGUUUACAAGUGGUCAAAAGGUCAAUUUGUAAAACAUGGAGCUGAUCUUUUAUGUCGAGGUGCCUCGGGCCUUGCCUUGCUUACCAUAAACAACAUGGAUUAUCUCGCAAUCUCAAGUUACUACGACAGCAUCAACAAGGAUCAUCAAAGCAAAUCCGUAAUAUACGAAUGGAGGAAUAAUCAAUUUGAACCGAUGCAUGAAAUAACUACAAACGGAGCCACUGGUGUUGAAUACUUCAUGUAUGGUGCUAACCAUUACCUGCUCUUUGUCAACUCUCGGUCGUCGCCCGUUCUGUACAAGUGGAAUUCAAGAACAUUUGUAUCGAGUGGAAGUUUUCCUACUCACGACACAAAACGUUUGAAGAAGCUGGCUUUCAAUGACGAAGUUUUCCUUGCUGGGACGUUGUCAAAAGGAUGGUUGAAAUUAUUUCAAUGGGAUAAUAAUGCAAUGAAUUUUAAGCUUUUCAAGGUAGUAAAUGACUCUGUAGUCGAGUCUGUUUGUCCAUUCACUAUAAGGGAUCCCAUCAAUGGCAACAUGACUUUGCUGUCUGUGUUUAUCACGGCGAGUAGUGAGUCACGUGUUCUCCAACCGGCCAUGGUGACCAACCAAGCUGAUUUCAUCCCAAAGAAAGGUCAACUUAUAUUCAACGACGAAGAUACUGAAUUGAGCUUUUAUAUCACCAUUGUCAACGACUCCAUCUCAGAACCUGACGAGUCAUUCUCGGUUGUCCUUAGCAACGCUACUGGAGGAUCCGUGAUUGGUCCAAAUGCCAACCUUGAAGUCAAUAUAUUAGCCAAUGGUAACCCUUAUGGCCGUGUUGAGUUUUCAAGUACUUCUGGGUAUAUUGUUGUCAAAGAACCUGCACGUGAUCGGGUAGUGCAUCUGCGAGUGUUACGAAAGUAUGGAACCUACGGGACAAUUGUGGUGGCAUGGAAUUGCGUCAGUAAUACGACAUAUAAUAAUCGUCAUGAUAAUGAUAAUGUACACCCUUUAUCAGGAGAAAUAUUAUUCAUGCCUGGUGAGAACAUGAAAACAAUUAACCUUACGAUCAUUGCCGACAAUAUUCCGGAAGUUAACGACGUAUUUGUAGUGAGCUUGAAUUCUCUAAUAAGAAACGGUUCUGACAUUACCAAUAAUGGGGCAACAAUCAACGCAGCUCGCUCUACUCUUACCGUUAUCAUAUUGGCUAACGAUGAUCCCCAUGGUGUUGUGGGAUGGAUGCGUACCGUCGCUUUAGCGCAGGAAUCCGAGGCGAUAAACAGCACGAUCCAGUUAUUGAUAGAGAGAAAGGGUGGGACGCUCGGGGAUAUAAAGGUGCAUUACGGCACAGUCAAGGCAAACCGCAAUGAUUCCGUCAAUGAAAAACCUGCUGUACCUUGGCAUGAUUAUGUUCCGGUAUCUGAUGAAAUAGUCAUUGCUCAUGGUAUCAACAUGACCAAUAUAAGCCUUCAAGUCAUUCAUGACGAUAAUGCAGAGGUAAACGAAGUGUUUUACGUAAAUAUUACCGCCGUUCAACUGGUUCAUCUCUAUGAUCCCCCCCCUGAAAACUCGCCACGCAUCGAGCCAUCAAGUCAAGUUGUCAAAGUGGUCAUCUCAGAAAACGACAACAGACGAGGUGCUCUCAACUUCAAUAUCUCUCAUCUCAUUGAUCCGUAUUCUGGAAAGAUUGAAAUUGAGGAAAAUAUAGGGCAACUCGUGAUUGAGAUUGUUAGAACAGGGGGUACUUAUGGUGAUGUUGGGUUUGAGUAUCGUGUUGUACCUGUGCGUACUAUGAAUAAUGACGACUUUACACCUUCGAGAGGUGAAGUCAUAUUCCAAACGAAUGAGACUCGUCGCCAUCUUAUUAUUAAUAUUACUGACGAUCGUACGCCUGAGGUUGCAGAAGUUUUCCGCUUAGAAAUGACGCAUCCUAUUGGUGGAGCAAAACUCGGAAAUAGUCGUGAAGUGACGUUUGAAAUACGAGCUAGUGAUCAACCUCACGGAGUGUUUGAGUUUUCUUCCACUAAAAUCGUGUUGGUUGAGGAGGGAGGCGCGGUUCGUCUCACUGUGACCAGGCUGCAAGGUAGUUUGGGAGAAGUUCAUGUGUCGUGGAAUAUAACCACAGAUGCUUAUCCCGAUAUCUAUCCUGUCAAUGGUACCAUAACUUUUGACAAUAACGUAACAAGUCAAUCGAUAUAUUUGCACGCCCGCGAUGAUGACAUUCCUGAAGGAGAUCUUUUGUACGAGUGUUACUUAGUGUCAGCUGAUAAUGGUGGUGUGAUUGGCAGUGACAGGAAUGUGAGGAUACUUAUUGAUGCAAAUGAUGAUGGCUAUGGCGUUAUUGCUGUUGAUCCAUUAACAUCCCUGGUGUAUGUUGGCGAGGCUGAUCACUCCAGUUAUAAUGGACGGAUCAAUUUAAGCAUCAUCCGUAAACGUGGAGCGUACGAUUCUGUUCCAGUGGACUGGAAACUAACGUCGGAUGACUCAAUCACCGGUCAGGCUUCUAGUAAUUUCAACGCCACAAAUGGGACUAUCACAUUUGAGGAUGGUAUCAGAACAAAAAAUAUAACUUUACAAGUCAAACAAGACUCGUUUCCUGAAGAGACAGCGAGUUACACUUUGCGACUGGUUGCAACACGUGAUGCACGUAUAGACCAAUCAGCAUCGACGGCCUCUGUUAUCGUUGUGUCAAGUGAUUACCCCUACGGUGUCAUAGACUUCGAUGGCAAGACACAUUACAACAUUUCUAAUGAGUUUGGUCUUGUGACCUUGAAUGUGGUUCGUAGUCGCGGGCACAUUGGUAAACUGCUGGUCAGUAUCAACGUCAGCUCAAUUGACGCCACAGAAGAUGAGGAUUUUGUGAUAUCACCAAAAGUGAUUACAAUCGAAGACAAGCACAAUUAUGCUUCACUAAAUGUGUCGAUACUGGCUGAUCAUAUUCCAGAGUUAUCCGAAUCAUUUAAGAUUAAUUUAGCUAAGAUCGAUUUGAUCACUUCAAGAAUUACGAACUUUGGUUACGUGAAUGGCCUGCAAGUGGAUAUUCCGCCUCAAAUUGGCCCUCGUAGUAGCGUCGUGUUUACAAUAUUGAAGAACGAUGAUGCUAAUGGUGUUGUUGAGUUCCAAUAUUCUAGGCUUGUCGUCCAUGAGCAUGAUGGGAUUGCGAAUGCAUCUCUCCGGCGUUCAGAGGGCUCAUUCGGAGUUAUUCAUGUACAAUAUUCCGUCAUCAAUAUCACAGCCCAGAACGGAACAGAUUACAUAUCCUUUGAUGGAGAAAUUACCUUCCAGAGUGGCCAGCGGCAUGCAACUCUGCACAUUCAGUUAAAAGAUGAUGCUGUUCCCGAGGAUCGUGAAUCGUUUCGUGUCGACUUGACUUCGGUAAGCGGCGGCGCACGAUUGGGAAAUAAAAGAAGUGUGGAGAUUGUCCUGGAAACUAGUGACAAUCCAAACGGUUUGUUUGGCUUCUUAAACGAGUCACGUCUUGUGUUUCAAAACUCCAAUUCAUCACAAGUUUUGAAACUCGCUGUGAGCCGUAUUGGUGGUGCUCGGAGCUUUUCUCGCGUUCAUAUAACUGUGUCUAAAAUAUUUCCCAGCCUCGGAUUAGUUACAGACGAUAUAAGUCCAGACAUGUGUUACCUCGUUUUUGAAGUCGGUCAGUUUGGUCCAAAAUUCUGUGAACUAAUCAUUUUGCCUUAUUUGGAGAGAAUGGAAGUCGAGGAACAUUUUCUCGUGUCAAUUGCGAGUACCUCGGGCAACGCCUCUAUUGACAGCUUGAAUCAAAAUUGCAGUGUUGUCAUUCGAAAGCAUGGAAUGCCUAAUGGAUUGUUCGGUUUUGCAAGGGAUAGUUCGAAAACCGUCAGUGAGGAUGUAAAAGGACCGGUUUUGCUUACUGUUGUUCGUAGAGAGGGGAGUCAAGGAGCUGUUGAGGUAAAAUGGGAAGUGCAUGGUUCUGAUGGAAAAGAUUUUAAAAUAACCCGUGGGACAUUGGUCUUUCAACCGAAAGAACAACGUAAAGACAUCAGUUUGCAAAUUCAAAAUGACGACGUUCCUGAAGUCAGUGAAAAAUUUACUGUCACAUUGAUCUCUGCGAAUGGAGGCGGAGAUAUUGACUUUCGCGCAAGAAAUGCAACUGUCACAAUAAGAGCAAGCGACUAUCCUCAUGGACGAUUUCGUAUUGCUUCUGGCAGUGAACAGAUUUUAGUUCGCAGUGAUCUCACCCGCAUUUUACAAUUUAUGAUCGAAAGAGUGGAUGGUGUGUUUGGCAAUGUCCGCGUUAACUUUCAAUUGAUCUAUUCACGUAAUUUUCCCGUCUCGCUUGAUGGAUUUGUACUCGUACAAAAUGGUGAAAGAUCCCGAAACCAUGUGGUUGUUCUUGACCAAAAUACAUUCCUACAUCCUUCAUCUUUCUUCACCCUCACUCUGACAAGCGCAGUUUAUCAAGGAUCCGAAGCUGUUGAAAUCCUUCCAACUGUUCUAUCUCUCUUUUCAAUGGUGAACAUUCUCGUACCGGAUGAAGCUGCAAACACAUUGGUCAAAUUCAAAGAUGGUUUCACAACUCUUCAUGUAAACCAAGACAACAAAGUCCCCACGGUCAUUAUCACACGCGAUGGUUUCUAUGGUAACGCGACAGUGAUCAUAGAAAAGGGUUACCCUGGUAAUGAAUUUGCUGGUUUUAUAAAAGGAGAAGUAUCGCCAUCUGUGACUCAACUGACAUUCCAUGGUAACUAUAGAGAACUGUCAUUCCAUAUCCAGGUUUCUCCUGUUCUUGUUCCAAGACAAAGAAUGGUGUAUUCUAUUUAUAUUGCUCGUGUUGUCACUCCAUUGAAUGUUCUUGGUGGUGCUAGGAUCAAUGAAACCGCAAGGACUAGCGUUGUUGAACGUGGUGGUGUCAUUGUUGUUUCCAUGGAGACUCAGAAUAUCUUCGUCAGAGAAAAUAACUCGGCUGUUCUAACCAUCUACAGACUCUUUAGUACUUUGGGAACAGUCCGAAUCUCGUACACUACGCACCAGACCUCCACUGCGUUAUCCAACAGAGAUUAUAUGAAUAUAUCAUCAACGAUAACGAUGGUGGAUGGCGAGUAUCGCAAAGAGAUAAGAGUUGAUAUAAUUGACGAUAAUUUACCUGAACUGCAAGAAUCAUUUGGAGUUCAGUUGACUGGAGUCACUCGAGGGAACGGUCGCCUAGGUAGCAAUACGUCAUCAACCAUUACCAUCAUCGAUGAUGAUAAUCCACACGGAGUUUUAUCGUUUGCCGUUAACACGAUGACUGUGCACGAAGACGUAAAUGUUGUUAACAUUGUUGUAUCACGAACUGGGGGUACGUUUGGGGAUGUCGAUGUACUUGUAAGGACAAUAGGUGGAGGAGAAUCGUGGACAUCUUCAGCAGGAAGAGGUAUCACGGAACUUCUAAGUACACGGAAAUGGUCGAGUGAUGUCGUAAUUGGGAAGGAUUAUUACGUUUUGAGUAGAAGAGUGACUUUUAAGAAUUCAGUCCCAACUCCUCACAAUGGUCAAAAUCAAACAGUUCAACUUCGAAUUAUUAAUGAUAAUGUACCGGAGGCAGACGAAGAAGUAUUUCUUUACCUCUCGGAGCCUAGAGGUGGAGUUGUGCUAGCCGACCCUUCUAUUGGAGGGCAACGAUGGAUUGUCAUAAAGAUUGUGGGCAAUGACCUUUUUAAUGGUAGAAUAUACUUCAUGGAUAAGGUUUUGACAUUAGAUGAAGACACGAAGCCUUCGGGAGAAGUAACGAUCGCCCGCACUAGCGAUUUGGGCAUUGCAAGAGUAAUGUGGGAAGCAAAAGAUUCGGGAAACAACCUCGAAAUCUCUUCGGGAAUAAUUACAUUUUCUACCAACAAAUCCACCUCGUUGCUUCGACUGACACUUAAACAAGAUAACAUUCCCGAGCUGCAGAGUAGUUUUAUUGUCAAUCUUGCGUCUCUAAUCGAAACUCCUGAAGCGGUGAUUGAUCCAAAAGCAAACACACUUGAAGUGAGGGUUAAAGCUAGCGAUGAUCCAAGUGGUUUGGUUUUCUUCAGUUCUGUCUCACGGAAUUUGGCCGUUAAUGCUGACAGUACGUCAGUCACCCUUGACGUCACUCGAGCGCAGGGGACUCAUGGGAGUAUUGCCGUUUCUUACAUCACAACAAUUCUUCUAGAAAGAUAUACUGACAAUGACUUCGUUGUUAAUCGUGCUAUAGAAGGCAAGGAUUAUACCAAAACACAAGGAGUACUAAUGUUUCGACAAGGACAGAGAACGUCCGAUAGUCGAAUUGUGAUCCAGUUAACACCAAGUACUGCCUCGGAUGAAUCGUAUCCUAAAGCUUUCAAUGUUACAUUAUUUAACAUCACUGCUCCUGCUAGGUUGGACAAGGAGAACUCACAAACAAUGGUGAUCAUUUCCAACACAGAGCGAACAACACAAUUCUUAAGGCUGAGAUCCGACUCCCUGAAGAGACCUUUGUCAAAUGACGCAAUAAUCAACAUACUACAUCCACUGCACACGACGCUGACCCAACAGAAAUCUUUAACUUCAAGUCAAGUUACCUUGGCAGCUAAUAUUCUGAACACGAUCCUGGAGGACAUCGAGGAACGAGCUUUGGAGAAGGACAGAAAAAUGACGAGUGAAAUGAGUGAUCUUUUCAUGAAUAUAUUUGAUGCGUUAUUGGAUCCAAAACGAGAUGAUUUUAUGGGGAAAUCAAAUCUUACUCAACCGUUCGUGAAAUAUGCUUUUGCUUUGCUACAUGGUGAAAGUUGUCCUGGCUCGUCGGUUGUAAGGAAGAAUGGUAGAUAUGCUGUUGUUGAAGGAAGAAGACGAGAGAAAAAGAAUGUGAAUAAUUUAGUCAUUAAAUCGAGUCAAUCUCAGAAUACUUUCACUUAUCCAUCCAACAUAUACGAGUCAAUGAACUCCGAUACAUGCGCAGAUGUGCAUUUCAUUGAGUAUUACAACGAUCAGUGGUUCAAGGAUAAAAAGGGAGACAGUAUUCUUAAUAAACGUGUAUUGUCCACCUCAGUCAAAAAUUCCUCGGAAAUGAAUCCAGGAAAAGGCGCUUCCUAUUAUCGAAUAUACACUGGAGAGCGACGGGUAACUCCAAAAGGAGCCGAGUGUUUGAAAUGGCAAAAGAAUAAAUGGGAUAACACUGUUUGUUCUGUGAAAGAAGAAAAAGAUGACUAUGUUGAAUGUCAGUGUGAACAUUUUUCAAACUUUGCUGUUCGCGCUCAAAGUGAUGACAGAGUUGGAUACGAAUUUUACUUUUACGUGGCUGCCUUCAUCUGUAUGAUUUCCUUCUUCCUUGUAAUACUUUCUCAUCACAUUUGCGCAAGAGAAAAUACGUUCUCCGCCAAGUUAUUGAUGCACAUGUUCUUCGCUGGUUUUGCUCUUCAUUUGCUCGUCGUAGUCGCUGCUUAUGUUAGUCCAAACUUGACUAGCAAACUUCAAGAAUGUUCAACAUUAGGAAUUCUAAUACAUUAUUUUUUACUUGCCCAAUUCUGCUGGAUAUUUGUUCAGUGCUGUAAUUUAUGGCGAAUUCUCGUGCUGAAUGAUGAACACACUGAUCGGAAAUUUGUUCUUUACUUCAUGCUCGGAUGGGGUAUUCCUGUAUUGUGUGUCGCUCUUUACGUCAUAAUAACUCGAUCUCUCUAUAAAUGGAAUAUCACAGAAAUUUAUGCGGAUGUUCAUAACAAUGGCGAUAUGUGUUUUAUUUCGAACGGAUACGGAGCGUUGGCUAGUGUCUUGGGUCCAGUCCUCUUCUUUUUACUCGCAGUGGGGGUCGUCAUGACGCAAGCGUAUCAGGUGACCUUGCAAUGGAAGCUAUACGACGAUAUUUUCCGUGGAAAUCACAACAUGCAAGAAGUGUUGCAUUUGUGGAUUAUCUUUUUCACCAUCACGAUGACGUGGCUUUUUGCUGGUCUCCACCUGGCAUAUGGAAAGUUAUGGCUAGCUAUCCUAUUUGCCGCAUUCGAUGGGUUUACUGGAGUAUACGUGUUUGUUGUUUACUUUGUAUUGCGUAACCAGUGUCGCGAGAAAUAUCGAAAUAAAACCUACUUGCUGCAUACCAAUUCCCCUUCAAUACACAAUCCUUCACCGACUGAUUACUAUGCAGAAAGACCAGUAAUGUACGAUACACAGAGUUUGAAUAGUGCUGCAAAAUCAGAACUUCGCCUAUCACCUCCAUCUGGGAAUGAAUGGGAUGGUGAUCAAUUUGAUGGUGCUACACCUAAAGGCAGCAGACGUGGUUACAACGAUUCUCCAUUGGUCGAAGUCAAUCCACUUUAUGACUCUUUCAAUGGCGAGAAGCUAGGAGACGACGAUGACGUCCUGGAAAAUGAAGAAGAAGAAUUAUCGCAAGAUCUUAAUGACCUAGUUCGUGCAUUGAAGACUGGGGAUACCUUCCCCGAUGAGCAUGUAGGGAAUGAUGACGCAGUCGAACUCAAAUAUGAUCCAAUGAAAACGGAUAAAAUGGAGUUGCGGCGUUUAUCCAUUGCCGAUACGCAUGUUUAAGUAAUUUCACAAAACUAGUUUUUUUCAUUUGUAGAGUACAAUUUGUAAUGAUAUAAAUAUAAUAUUAUAAUAUUAAAAUAGAAGCUACGAAGAUAUACAACAACAGCCAGACAAAUUUGUCAUUUUUUGUAAGUUCAACGCUGUAUAAAAUUAUGCAAUAUUUUUCAAUA
This is a messenger RNA of Xenia sp. Carnegie-2017, 18717 nucleotides long. RefSeq names its product adhesion G-protein coupled receptor V1-like. The record is from RefSeq and is a predicted model, not a curated record. Lineage: Eukaryota; Metazoa; Cnidaria; Anthozoa; Malacalcyonacea; Xeniidae. Gene Ontology annotation, cellular component: membrane. Gene Ontology annotation, molecular function: G protein-coupled receptor activity. Bases 446 to 18547 code for a protein of 6033 amino acids. The transcript is spliced from 71 exons. Gene Ontology annotation, biological process: negative regulation of adenylate cyclase activity; cell communication; cell surface receptor signaling pathway.